AUGGCGACGACGAUCGCUUCGCGCGCCGUCGCGGCGACGACGCCCCGCGCGCGCGCGCGCGCGCGAACGAAUCCCCGCGCGUCGUCCACCUCGCGUCGGACCCGCGCGAUCGCCGACGCCAACGCCGAGGCGACGGCCGAGGACGCGCGCGAGCUCGCGGCGUGGUUAUCCUACGACAAGGGCGUGGACGCGAGCGGAUUAGUGUUCAAAGAGGGCGCGAGAGGCGAGGUGGAGGUGGCCCUGCGCGGAGACGUCGACGCCGGGGCGCGCGUGCUCGCGGUGCCGCAAGACUGCGCGGUGACGUCCGUGGACGUCGACGCGCACCCGAUCGUCAGCGGAUUGGCCAAGGGGCGACCAGAGCUCGUCGGGUUGGCGCUGUGGUUGUGCGCGGAGCGCAUCAAGGGUGGAGCGAGCGAUUGGGCGCCGUACGUGAAGACGCUCGCGGCGAAUCCAGACGCGCCGUUGUUUUGGACCGAGGCGGAAGAUUUCGCGCUGUUGAAGGGGUCGCCGAUCGUGAAUGAUGCGGUAGAACGCUCGAGGAGCGCGAGGGAGGAAUAUGCGGCUAUCGUGGAGGUCAUUAAGGGUGAUCCCACGGCGUUUCCCGCGGAGGCGUACGAGUUUUUCACCGAGGAGCGCUUCGUGGACGCGCUGGCGACGGUGUGCGCCAAGGCGACUUGGUUACCCACGGCAUCGUGCUAUGCGUUGGUGCCUUUGUUAGACGUCAUCACGAUUGCUGGAUCUCCGGUGCCGGGCGUUUCACCGCCCUCGGCGAAGGAUGGAAUCGCGCGGUGCGCUGCGGAUUACGACGUCGACAGCGCGUGCGUGGUUUUAUCCGCCGUCGUCAAGGCGCCGGCGAACUCGCGAGUCGUACAGUUGGAUCCGUUGCAAAGGAACAACGGUGAGCUGUUCUUGAACACUGGUCGCGUUGAUCAGAAGCAUCCAGGGGAUUAUUUGUACAUGCGGACCGAGAUUCAGCCCUCCGAUCGCUUAUUUUCGGCGAAGAAGCAAGUCCUCGAGGGUAUGGGUUUCACCGCCGAAAACCAGUACUUUCCGGUGUAUGAAGAUCGUAUGCCGACCCAGUUGUACUCUUAUCUUCGUUUUGCCCGCGUUCAAGAUCCCGGUGAGAUGAUGGCGGUGUCGUUUGAGGAGGAUAAAAUCGUUUCGGUGAUGAACGAAUACGAAAUUCUUCAGCUUCUCAUGGGCGAUUGUCGAGAGUUAAUGUCUGAAUACGACACGAAUGAGGAAGACGAGCUGAACCUGUUGAAGCUCUCGGACACGAUGCGCGUGCGAGAGAUCGAGGCGGCCAAGCUUAGAAUGUCCGAGAAGAAGCUCAUCGGUUGCACGAUGACGGCGGUUCGCAAGCGCUUGGCGCCGAUUCGUGGCAUCCCAACCAAGCAAGGCAUGGAAGACCCGAACCAGGAUCUUUUAGACAUUUUCAACGCGAUCGAGAGCAUUCCAAAUAAGCCAAAGGAAAUGAUGGAAGACUUCAAGAAGUGGGCGCGUGGGGACUACGAAGACAUCCCCAAAGGCGGGGGUGGCUGCGGGUAG
Messenger RNA from Ostreococcus lucimarinus CCE9901, 1548 nucleotides. RefSeq lists its product with no specific name. The record is from RefSeq and is a predicted model, not a curated record. Gene Ontology annotation, biological process: peptidyl-lysine monomethylation. Gene Ontology annotation, molecular function: protein-lysine N-methyltransferase activity. The transcript has a single exon. The coding region runs from base 1 to 1548 and encodes 515 amino acids. Lineage: Eukaryota; Viridiplantae; Chlorophyta; Mamiellophyceae; Mamiellales; Bathycoccaceae.